AUGCCCACGGAAGGAGAGAGCCCACUCAUCAAAGCAUUGCCGCCGGCAUCUGACUACCUGACUUAUCUGACCAUCAUCGAGUACAAUCUCACACCGGAGAACCUGCCGAUAUUGCACAAAGUCCUCCAGGACGAGAAGUUGACGACAAAUAUCGGAUGGGAUCUGGUACAUUUGCUGGUACCGUACCUUCCAGAGUCAGAACCAUGUCUGCGCGAUAUUGCACGGUUGGGCAAUCCCCGCGAAGUCAUUCUGAAGGUGACUGAGAGCUUGCGACUGAUCGACUACGAGAGUUUGGACGAGGACGCUGAGCCGCCCAGUGCCAGCGAUGUCAAGUCUCGAGCGGAGACGUCAACAUAUCCGCUCAAGACGGCGGAGAUCAGUAAUGGCAGAGCUCGAGCAGGCAGUUCUCAAGCCGUGGAACUUCCGCCGCCUUUACCAUUGCCAGUCAAUCAAUUUGUGGCACUCCUGACCAUGCUGUCAAUUCUGCAACCUCGCAUCAAGACGAAGUAUCCCAGCCGGUUUCUCAGCACAACCUUGCAAGCAAUCUUGGCAAGUUUCUCGAAUGCACCAGCAUAUCGCGAGGAGAUGGCGGAGGCGAUUGUGAAGACGAUCAAGUCGGUCACUGGCAUUCUGAGACCGACUCUUCCAUCGCGGAAAAGCAGCGGCAUGCUCAAAUCCAAUGAGUUGUACAGCAGUGAGCCAGCGGCAGAUCCGGAAGGUGAGACUGUCGAGUCCAGCGUUGAGGAAAGCGACAUGCAAACGAAGCUCCUUCAAGCUUUUGUAACGCAUAUCAUUGAGGAGUACAUGCUCAACUUCCCUCCAUAUGACGACGUGCCUGGUAUGGCCUGGUGCAGUCGAAUUAUGGAGAAGGUACAUCCAGAGCGGACAGUGCCUGAGCAGCCUACCUUCAAGGAUCGCUUUGCGAGUGAGGAGAGAUUACACAGGCGUAUAGACACCAUUGGCCAAAUGGUGACACUUGCACAAGACCUUGGAAUCACGGACCAGGAACUGCUUGAUGCUGCGGCUACAGACGAGAAGGCGGCGGACCACGACGGUGAUGAAGACGAGCCUCCUUCUUCCGCUGCAGACGUGCCACUUUCACGACUCGGAUCCACGCUCUUGUACACGGCACGACAAGCUUCCGCAGUCCUCUAUAAUAGACCUGAGGGAUCUGAUCGUCCAUUCGAGAUCUUCCCAGAUCACCAAGAGCUGCUCAAGCACUGCCUCGCAGGAGCCGAAAUGGGAACUGGAUUGCUAGGCACCGAACCAGAAGCCCUGAUCGACUCGGCGCUCGCCUUGGGUCUGGUCUGCCUUGAGCGAAACGCAAUUGGCAAUCCAGGGACGGAUGAGCAGUUCACCGAAUACCUUCAAGUCAUCGCCCUGCUCUCGGCGAACUGCCCGAAUGCGAACCUCAGAGGACAUGCUCACUACCUGACGAGCACUGUCCUUCGCUCACAACCAGACGAGGAAGUUCGACUGGGUUUUAUCCGGGACACGCUCGAGCACUGCCCAUUUGAGAACCUCAAGGUUUCAGCUGUGGGUUGGAUCAAAGGCGAAACGAUCGAGGCCAACCCACCAACACCCAUACCUGGUCAUGCGCAUGAUAAAGCCGCAGAUGAGGACCAGAAAUCCAUCUUCGCAAAAAGCCUCGCCCUCGAGAGCCUCGCGCCUCACCUCUUUCCUUCGCUGCUUGCAGACCUUGUCACGGCUCCCGUUCAGGAAGCCUGGAUGACAUUCCAGACAAACGUGUCGUUCUACCUUGCGAGCCUGAACUUCUUGUACCUUCUUCUCCAGGCAAAGCAUAUCCACGAGAACCUGGAGAUUCGAGAUAUCUGGAGCAACAACGACGUCGCCGGUAGCUUCCUUCAGCCUCUCAAAGACGCCAAAGCCAGAUUUCUGAAGGAGAUGGAGGCAGGAGGAACGUUGGCAGAUGAGAAGAGUGAAACUGCCGUCGCCGAAUUGACCUUGUUGGAGGAGACAGUCGGGAGGGUUACGAAGACAGUGGGCAACUUGAACGAGCCCUGA
Molecule: messenger RNA, 2025 nt
Organism: Zasmidium cellare ATCC 36951
Lineage: Eukaryota; Fungi; Ascomycota; Dothideomycetes; Mycosphaerellales; Mycosphaerellaceae
Exons: 1
Coding region: 1-2025 (674 amino acids)
Biological process (GO): cellular response to oxidative stress
Cellular component (GO): cytoplasm
Source: RefSeq, a predicted model, not a curated record